Molecule: messenger RNA, 901 nt
Organism: Numida meleagris (helmeted guineafowl)
Lineage: Eukaryota; Metazoa; Chordata; Aves; Galliformes; Numididae
Gene: FKBP3
Product: FK506 binding protein 3
Exons: 7
Coding region: 51-734 (227 amino acids)
Molecular function (GO): peptidyl-prolyl cis-trans isomerase activity
Source: RefSeq, a predicted model, not a curated record
GGGCGGGCGCUGCGCUGCGGAGGAGGAGGAGGAGCAGUGAGGGCGGGAAGAUGGCGGCGGCCGCGGCGCCCGCGCAGCCCUGGAGCGCGGAGGAGCUGCGGAGCGAGGCGCUGCCCAAGAAGGACAUCAUCAAGUUCCUGCAGGAGCACGCGGCGCAGGCGUUCCUGGCCGAGCACCGGCUGCUGGGGCAGGUGAAGAACGUGGCCAAGACGGCCAACAAGGAGCAGCUGAUCGCGGCCUACACGCAGCUCUUCCACACGCAGCGCUUUAAGGGCACGGACGGCGCCGAGCGGGCGGCGGAGAAGGCGAAGCCCGGGAAGGCGGAGGGAGAGAAGGAGAAGGAGAAAGCGGCGAAGGCCGAGGAGCCCGCGGAGGAGGGCCCGCCGAAGUACACCAAAUCCAUCCUCAAGAAGGGCGACAAAACCAACUUCCCGAAGAAAGGGGACACCGUGCACUGCUGGUACACCGGGAAGCUGCAGGACGGAACCGUCUUCGACACCAACGUUCAGACGAGUUCAAAGAAGAAGAAAGCAGCCAAGCCUUUAAGCUUCAAAGUCGGUGUAGGAAAAGUUAUCAGAGGCUGGGAUGAAGCUCUCUUAACUAUGAGUAAAGGAGAGAAGGCUCAGCUGGAAAUCGAACCUGAGUGGGCGUACGGCAAGAAAGGGCAGCCAGAUGCUAAAAUUCCACCAAAUGCCAAACUUUUCUUUGAAGUGGAAUUGGUGGAUAUCGAGUGAAAUGAAGAUUCUUCUUUGCUGCUGGGAAUGCAUUCUGACAGCUGCAGUUCUGCUCUCGUAACUUCAGGAUAUAACUACAACUGUGGCCUUGUAUUGAAAUCAAAUCUGCUCCCCCCAACUGCUGUACAGUAACAUACCACUAAAGAAAACGCUGUUUAUACAUGCAA